CCAAAUCUUAGAGCUCCAAGGGCACUUCGUCAAAGAUGCUGGUGCGGUUCGGAAGGCGCAGUGGACAGACCAAGGAAAGCACGGGUGAGCUAAACUGACCCAUACCCACGUGAAGAUUGUUUCUGACCCCUGGGCAUGGGGUGAGUAGCGAGAGUACCACGUGAGGGUGCCUAGUUCAGGUGAAGUGGAGUCCACCAAGUCGAAAGCAGCUUGGGGUCUGUAUGAAUUAGACAGUUUUUCCCUCCAGUGAAUUGAAAUAAAGAACUCUGAAGAAGAUCAAGCUCUCUAUCCACCUCUCCUGCCUAGCAACGUAGAUCUCCAUCAGGUCACUGUAAUUCCACACAACGAGUGGAAAAGGAUUCGAGACAGCCUUGACAGUUUGACGAGAAAAGCAGCAUGCCUUCGUGCAGAAAGAAAAGCAAAGAAAGAAAUGCACCUCAGAUCCCAAGAAGUGGUAAAACACUGGACUAAUACAUAUGCAGGUAUGAGAAAACAGAAACUUGAAGCCAAAAAGAAGCGUGAUGAAGAAAUAGAGGCAGAAAGACAAAUUCUUGAUGUGGAAGAAGAAAUAUACAAACAGGGAGAAAGAAAAAAGGCCAUCGAAUAUGCAAAGCAAUAUCAAUUUUACCAGACAGACAGAGUGAAAAACUUUCAUUCAGGACUUCUUCUUAGUAGAGUUAUGAAGGAACGUGAUGCACAGAUUGAAUCCCAAAAGAGUAGAAUAAAAUCGGAUAACAAAUGGGACGAACAAUCGAAACUCAGCAUUGAAAAAGCUAUUAAAGAAGAACAAGAAAAAGCAGAAAAACGAUACAAAGAUAGAUUGGCUCUUGCCAAUGAUCAUUUAAAACAAAUAGAGGAACAUAAACAGGAAGAAGAAAGAAGGAGGAAAAGUGAAGAAAAGGAUGCUGAGGAAAUAAAGCGACAGAAUUUAUUAUAUGAAAUAGAAAAAAGAGAAAAACAAGAAAAGAAAAAAGAAGAGAUAAAUGAACGAAGGAAACUGUUUUUUGAAUAUAUGAAUGAUAAAAAUAUCAUCAAAGCUGUAGAACAGCAGCAGCAAGAGGAAGAAGAUGAAAAGAUUAGAAAAUUUAUCAAAGCAAAAAAGCGUCUGACACAAAUGAGGAAAGAAAAAGAAGCUGAAACACACAGGCUAAUGGAAGAACGUCGAGAAAGAAUAAAUAACUUCCUGAGUGACCUAAUAAAACAGAAACUUGACAAUGAAGAUUUGAUUACUGCUAGAGAUAUUACAGAAGCUGAGGCUACAAUGGAAAAAAGAGAAAGAGAGAAAUAUGAAAAAAACAAAGCAGAAUUAAAAGCAAUCGAAGAAUAUAGAAGCAUUGUGAUGAAAAAUAAAGAGGAAGAAGAAAUACAAAGAAAAAUAGAGGCUAAAGAACAAUUGCUGGCUGUCAUGAAAGCAGACCAGAUUUACUGGGAGCAUGAAGAGGAGAAAAAACGCAAAACUGAUAAAGAACGUCAUGAAGUUCAAGAUGCCCACAUUCAUCAAAUGGCCAAAAAUAAGUUUAAUGCAAAACAAGCAAAACAAGCACAAUUAGAAUAUUGCAGACUUACUGAAGAUCUUGUGGAAGAAAAGGAGCAAGAAUUUCAGGAUUAUGCCAGAGAAGUAAUUGAACUUGAGUCUGAAUCAACAAAUAAAUAUAUUUAUCCUCUUGUGAAAGCUGUCCAGGCAGGCCCUGGAGGUGGCCAUGGACCAGUUCUUAAGGACAGAGGUGGAGUAAGACCUAGUUACCAGGCAAAUGAUUGCUCUGGAGUCCAGCUCCCUUCUUAUAGCUGUCAGGGAUCAAAAUGUAAUAAUUUUCAAAAGUCUAAGGGAAGGCUAGGUUUUACAUGGUAGAAAAGUUUAUUUGUAAGAUUGAGUCUAAACUGUAACUAAUAUUGUAAGCUACAAAUGUGAGUGAAUUUCAGGUUCAUAAUUUAAUAAAGCUGCUCUUCACCUAAGUAUAAUCAUGUGUGAUCUUCACCACUGAAGGUUAAUUCAAUUUUAAAAUUUUAAUAUACAUAUACAACAUGAAAUGUAUAAUUUUAGCCACUAAAAAAAUGUGCUCAGUUGCAUUUCAUUUAGCAUAGUUUCAGAGUUUAUCCAUAUUACUUUAAUCAGAACUUCAUUCUUUCUUAUAGCUGGAUAAUAUUCCAAUGAAAGUUGUUCUUUUCUCUUCAGAAAAUUAUCAUCCAAUUCUUAAAUUUUAGUUUCUAAUAACACUACCAAUAUUACUAACAAUGAUUACUGAAUGCAAUUUAUGGCUUCUUUGUGAUUUUAGAGUGUAUCUCACUAGAUAUGCAAAUUACCAUGUUUUAAAGUCAAUGGAAAUAAUUCCUCUACAUGGAGUUUGGUAACCAAGUUGAUACAGACUCUGGUUAUGAAUUACAUUCCCCUCCUCUUUUUUUUAUCUUGAUAUAAAAUGCAGAACACAAAUGUUACCAUCUUAGCCAUUUUUAAGAGUACAGUUCACUAGUGUAACUCACUCACAUGGUAUACCUGAUCUCCUGAACUUGAUCAUCUCGGGAAACUGAGACUAUACACCCAUUAAACAACUCUCCAUUUCCACCUCCGGUCAGCUCCUGGGAUCUACCACUCUAUUUUCUAUUUCUCAUGAAUUUGACCACUCUAGAUACCUCAUUAAAUAGAAUUAUACAGUUUGUCUUUCUUUGACCGGUUUAUUUCCAUUAACAUAACGUCCUCCAAGUUCACCUAAUGUUGUAGUGUCAGAAUCCUUUCAUUUUAUAAGACUAAUACUAAAUUAUGUAUGUGCCAAAUUUCCUUUAUCCAUUCCUUCAUCAGUGGACACUUUGGCUACUUCUACCUCUGGUCUGUGGUGAAUAAUGCUACUGUAAAUACUGGCGUGCAGGUCUCUUUGAGACACUGCUUUAAAAUCUUUUCAAUAUAUGGUCAAAAGUAGAAUUGGUGGAUGACAUUGUUUACAAUUUUUUGAGGAAUCAUCAUACUGUCUCCCAUGAACUGCACCACUUUACAUUCCCAAGAUUGCACGAGGGUGCACUCUUCACUAGCCCCUUUGAUGGUAGCCAUCCUAAUGAAUGAGGUGGUAUCUCAUUGUGGUUCGGAUUUGCAUUUCCCAAACUGUUGAUGUUGCAAUUUAUUAUCACUGGAUAAAUGUCUACUUGAGUCUUUCUUUUCUCCUCCCACUGCUUUUGCUGUUCUUUACAUAAUGUGGAUAUUAACCCCUUAUCAGCUAUGACUUGCAAACAUUUUCUCCCCAUUUCCUCAGAAAAGUUACCUUUUCACUGCUGUCCUUUGUAGGUUACCUAUUGCUUCUUAAUAUAAGCAAAUAUAUACACACAUUUGCAUUUUAUUCUUGCACGAAAUCUUGUUUUCAUUUACUACACCCUAUACAUUACAGUCCAGUAUAUAGCCCCCCUCCCCAACCCAAUCUGGCAUGGCAUUUUGUUACACAUUAUGUACUAGUUUAUUCAACCAGUGGUAUACCAAUUUAACGAUCUCCAGUUUUGGCUAUUAGAAAUUUCUGCAAUGAACAGCUUUGUUUCAUAUUUCCAUCAGUGUACCUCUGAGAUAGACUUCUACAAAUGGGAAUGCUGAGUAUAGGUAUAACUUACACAGACUGUCUUUCUCUCAGGGGUCAAAUCUUAUAGCAAAAGUAUUUGAUGUCAUGAUCUCUGAGAAGCCUUGAGCAAUAAAAUGUACUCUCCCCCCAUGCCCAAUUUUGCAUGUAACUUCAGGACUUCUGCACCACCCUCUCACAGGCUGUACAGGGCAGUGGCUCGCCAUACCCAGGACUGUGAUUAAGUAUAUCUGGGGUGAGGACAGCCUCCUAUACUUUUUAAAAAUGGUAUAGAUGAUUCUGUAAGCUAAGCUAUUAUUCUUACCCAUAAUUUCAGGGUUUAAAGACCCUGGGUUAAACAAUUUCUGUUAAAAGACUAAUGCAGCUGAAUAUUAAAAAUACUACAGAUUCCCAAAUUGUGUGCCAAGGUGAUCUAAGGGACCCUAGUGAAUUCACAAAUGUAGAGCUGGUAAGUUAUUUUAAAAACUCGGAAGGGAAACAAUAUUUGCCAUCUAUUGGACUCUAUAGGUUUUACUAGUUUUAGUUCAGUUUCAACGUAUUAAACAUGCCAUCCCUUUAAUGACAUCCUAUCUGUAAACCUGGGUGUUCAGUAGUUGCUGGAAAAAAAUUGAAGUAUGACACAAAAAUGUAAAAGAAGACGGUGAUCGCAUCCAGUCUGAUUCCAAGGUUUUAGUGCAAUGACUUAAGUUGCAUACAUCCCAUUAGUAACUAACUGUUUUGGAGGCUUAGGGUUGCCAUGCAAAGGCACAAUGAACUAAUCAAGUCUGGGAACCUGUUACAUAUCCUUUCCUUUAAAUUGUUUUAGGGAGUAUAUUACAUAGCAGUAAUGACUAGAUUUGGAUAAAGUUAUCUUCAUAUUAUAAAACAGAAAACAAGUUUCUACAAAAUGGUAAGUUGUAUAAAUGUUUUAUAACCAACUUACUUCAAUGAAAGAUAAAAUAAAAGACCAGACAUUACUAGCUUUUCUCCUUUACACAAUUUGACUCAACUGGGCUAGGCUUUCUACUAGAGUUAAGCACACUAAAGAGUCUAUGCAGCUUGAAAAUUAAUCAUAAACAAUUCAGUGUAAGGAAUGAAAUGGCAACACACACUAAGCAGUGGAAACAUAACUGCUCUGCUAUUUAACAAACCAAGAACUACAGUUUGUGGCAAAAUGUAAACUACAACCAACACAAUUUGGGUAUUGAGGACUUUGAGGGGGAAAAAGCCUUUAAAUUAUGAACCAGCACUUACAAAUAAAAAGGAUAUAUAUUAUUGGAUUAGGAAAUGUUUAGGAUAGAAACAUUCUUAGAAAGCAAUAAAAAUAGGAAAAGCAAAUUGAUACUAAAAGUAUUUUAAUACACAAUUUGCACAGUCCAAGCACUCAACAUUUUACAUAUUCUCCUGGCUAAAUAAAGCAUUAAAAAACCCCAAAACACUCCAGAAUUUCAAAGUUCAGUAAUAUUCAUGUCAAUACAUACAAAUAACUGGAUGGUCAGAACGUUCUUACCUAAGCAUAUGUAUUUUCCACGACUAACUCUCAAGUUAGGUAGGUGCAUUUUCCUUACAUAUGUCUAAUUUAAAUUUAAAAAGAAAAAGGGAAACUAAGCAAAAAUCCAAAAACUAGAAUCGAUUUUUCUUACAAGUCAAUCAACAUUUAUAUGGCUUUACAACAGUUUUAAAACUGGCAGGCAAAGGAUAUAAUACAGUGUUCCCAAUGCUGAGAAAAUUUGGAGGAAUUAAAAAGCAAGUGGGCUUUUCUACUAGAUAGUAAUGCAAAUUCCAAGUGUAAACUUAAAAGUUUGCUGAGGCAAAGACACAUUGCAAUAGAAAGCAUCAUGAUUAAACAUUUAUACUAGGACUUAUUCCCAAACCUUCUGGAAAUUGUCACUGCUGGCUAAAUUCUUAAGCUCAGUACUGUUCAACUCUGCUCAGUUUUUGCCUAAUACAAACUCUAUAUCCCUGUGGGUAAAAUAAAAGUAUAUUUUAGUUGAUUUAUCUUCAUUAUUUAGCUUUUAAUAAAAAUAAACGUUAACUAAUACAAUAAUUUUAAAAAUACAGAAGCAAACUGUUACCAUAGCAUAGUUUAUUUAAUACAAUGUUUAACUAUAAAAGUUGAUAGUCUGAGUUUAUAUUCUGUACAAUGCAGUUUGCAGAAAACAGUUCAAGUUACCAGACUAAUGAUAAAAGAAGCAGCAUUUUGAAACAUUUUACAAUUGUGACAAGAGCUUUAUUCCUAAAUUUCAUUAAAAAAAUAUACAUCACAGUGACUUUGAGCUUGGAAAAGAAGUGCAUUAACUUCAUUUGUUUUUCCCUUCCACAGAGAGCAGCCACAACUUUUAACAUCCCCACAUACAAAUACCCAAUUCAUUUAUCAAUCCUUCAAAACACUAUAAACACAGAAAGGAGAACAAUAUACAGCAUGUGCUUUUGAUAAACAGGAAUUUGCUUUAAGCAAGAAAAAAAAGGAGGGGGGGAGAAAACGCAAUUCAAAUCCACCACUUACUCCCGUGCCUGAACAACUCCCUUCUACCUUGCUGAUGGAAUU
Phyllostomus discolor (pale spear-nosed bat) is the source of this 6078-nucleotide messenger RNA. It is a transcript of the gene CFAP210, whose product is annotated as coiled-coil domain containing 173. The record is from RefSeq and is a predicted model, not a curated record. The transcript has 9 exons. Lineage: Eukaryota; Metazoa; Chordata; Mammalia; Chiroptera; Phyllostomidae. The coding region runs from base 431 to 1849 and encodes 472 amino acids.